Messenger RNA from Corythoichthys intestinalis (scribbled pipefish), 3306 nucleotides. Its product is annotated as alpha-1A adrenergic receptor-like. The transcript has 5 exons. The record is from RefSeq and is a predicted model, not a curated record. The coding region runs from base 251 to 1627 and encodes 458 amino acids. Gene Ontology annotation, biological process: positive regulation of MAPK cascade; positive regulation of heart rate by epinephrine-norepinephrine; positive regulation of cytosolic calcium ion concentration. Gene Ontology annotation, molecular function: alpha1-adrenergic receptor activity. Gene Ontology annotation, cellular component: plasma membrane. Lineage: Eukaryota; Metazoa; Chordata; Actinopteri; Syngnathiformes; Syngnathidae.
UUUCCCACAUUAAAAGACUUGGUCCAUAAAAGGACACAAGGCUCCGUGACCCCCCACUGAAUCCGGACUUUGGUGCCGGAAAGCCCGACCGGGUGAGUGAGUGACUGACUGUCCGGAGGGAAGAGGACCGGAAGAGUUUGAAUUCGUUGUGGCUAUUACAACCCACUCGCCGGAUUCCUCAACUACUGCGGAGCUUUAAACACAUCCAGAUUAGACAUUUGGGAGGGUUGGUCCCACUUUGUCGGGGACAAUGAGCCUGUGGAUGAACGACUCCUCCUUGGAUUCCUUGGUCGGCUCGCAGGCGACUCCGCCGGACUCCAACGCCACGGCGAACCGCAGCAAGCACGCCCCCCCGGACCUGAUCCGAGCAGUGCCGGUGGGCAUGGUGUUGGCCUCGUUCAUCGCUUUCGCCAUCGUGGGCAACCUGCUGGUCAUUUUGUCGGUGGUAUGCAACCGCCACCUGCGGACCCCCACCAACUACUUCAUCAUCAACCUGGCCAUAGCUGACCUGCUGCUCAGCACCACUGUGCUGCCCGUGUCCGCCACGCUUGAGAUUCUUCACUACUGGGUCUUUGGCCGCAUUUUCUGUGACAUUUGGGCGGCAGUGGACGUGUUGUGCUGCACCGCCUCCAUCAUGUCACUGUGCGUCAUAUCCAUCGACCGCUACAUUGGCGUUCGCUACCCGCUGCAGUAUCCGGUUAUUGUGACGGAAAAACGUGCGCUGCUUGCCAUGCUGGGCGUCUGGAUCCUGGCCAUCGUCAUUUCCAUUGGUCCAUUGCUCGGCUGGAAGCAACCGCCAUCGCAGGACGACACGGAGUGCGUGAUCACAGAGGAGCCGUUCUACGCGCUGUUCUCCUCCUUGGGCUCCUUCUAUAUCCCGUUAGCCGUCAUCCUCGCCAUGUACUGCCGCGUCUAUGUGGUGGCAAAGCGCACUACCAAAAACCUGGAGGCAGGCGUGAUGAAGGAGCGGCAGCAAGACUCAAACGAGCUAACCCUAAGGAUCCACUGCCGGAACCAGCAGAUCCAGGACCUGUGCGCCACUUCCAAGGCAGGAGGCGCUGGCACGGCUGGACGCAGCACGCUGACCGUAAAGCUACUCAAGUUCUCCAGGGAGAAGAAAGCAGCCAAGACGCUCGGCGUUGUAGUGGGCAUGUUCAUCCUUUGCUGGUUGCCCUUCUUCUUGGCUCUUCCCAUCAGCUCUUUUAACAAAAACCUGCGUCCUCCCGAAACUUUCUUCAGUGUCAUUUUCUGGCUUGGCUACUUCAACAGCUGCCUGAAUCCCAUCAUCUACCCAUGCUACAGCCGCGAAUUUAAGCAGGCCUUCAGUCGGAUUUUGCGCUGCCGUUGGAAGCGGAAACGCCAGGGAUGGCAAGCAUACUACAACUACCGAUGCCAGCAGGGUUCCAACAACUCAUCCUACCUGAAUGGCAGCCAGCAGACGCUGUCCUCCAUCAGCCACAGCCCUCGAAGCAUCGCCCCGAAACUGCACCCGCCACUUCGGUCAUCCUCCUCAGACAACGCUGGCUGUAACCUCCUCCCGGGAUCAGACAUCGGAGGACGGCGCCUCACCCCGUCAUCCCCUCUCGCCGCGGAAGCUGGCGGGCGAGAAAAGGGGGUCAAAAAGUAGCAGAGCAAAGAAAUUGUACAGUACUGUGGAAGCGUUCAGACUUCGACUGGCAGACAGGUGGCCGUUUUGGAUGUAAAACGAGGAACACAACUGUUGACAUCCUUGAAAGGUCACUUGAGGGCGCUUCCUAAUGGAUUCCAAUGACCUUCCUCCGCACACUUGUCUUUCUUGUGUUUUGUUGUGUUCAUAUUUAAUAACAGGUACUUGAUGAAAGACUCACCAAUUUCAUAAACGAUUGGGCGAACAGUUUCAAGAGCAGCACAGUGGACAAUUAUGCGUCUCUUUGGGCUUGGCUCUCAGGCUUAUUUGCAUGGGGUUUGUAUCCCACUGGACCCUUCAAUUGACUAUAGUUUUUAUCUAGCUCACAUGCUCAUGAGCAUGCCUUAAAAUCCACAGAAAGUGACCAAAAUGCACAGGAAGUUACCCAGAAAUGUCCAAAAUCAACAGGAAUUGACCUGGAAAUUCCCCAAAAUCCACAGGAAGAGACCGGAAAUAAAGAAUAAGUGACCCAGAAAUGCCCCAAAAUCAACAAGAAGUGACUUGAGGUUUUAGUUACCGAACAGCAAAGCAAAGUAUCCUCCCCAUGCAAGUUCUCCAGAAGUGGCAUUUUCUGGUAACUUAGUUUUUUAUUACCAUUUUAUUAACUUAUAAAUGUACCGUACUUAUUCAUAAAAAUAAUGUAAAAACACAAGAUCAAUAAUUAAAUAACAAUAACAAAAUGUAAUAAUAAUAACAAUAUUAAAGUUUUUUUUUAAUGAUUGGCUGCCAUUGACGGUGCGAGACAUCCAAUCUAUUUGAACCAGAAGGGCUACAGUGAAUGUUUCUUCACUGCCAGAACUUCUACUUCAAAUGGAAUGGAUGUCUACUACUGACAAACUCUUAAUGAGCUGUGAUUGAUUGCUGAGCUGUUCGAGGGUGACCUUGCUCAGGCAUGCUCAUAAGGAUCAAUGAAGUGAAUAAUGAUGCUGAAACACUAACAGUAUUACUGAAAUUUAAAGGAGAAUACGGGUUGAGAGAUACAAACUGAAAUCACACUGUAGAGUAGAUCAUUGAAUAUCUGAUGACAAAUAAUUUACAGUAUUACCAGUUUGGAUUGUAUUAAAACUGUGAAAAAAGAUUGAAUGCAUUAGUGUUUAUAGUAGUGUAGUGUAUCAGCCAUAUUUGACACACUUGCAUGUUGGUUUUCUUCCUUACACAUUAAAACUACCCAUUAUUUUCCAACCUACCACAUUCUAAAACAUGUUAACUUGCAAAUAUUAUUCAAUAUACAUAUUCUUGUUAUGUAAUUAAAGAUAGAGUUGUCAAAAGUAUCCAAAAAUGUAAAAGUAUCGAUACUGAAAUGUAUCCUGGUACAAUAUUUGAUUGCACAUGUAUCGAUACUUAUAUUGUUCCAACUGGUGACAUUUCUUUGUUUGAUUCAUUUGUUUGUUGUCAAGGGGGAAUUUGAUAUUGCGCUACUCUUAAAGCAACACUUGGUAGCGUUUCAUUUUGGUCGAUUUUAGCGACACCAGUGGACAAAAGCGGUAGGAAGACUGCAUUUCCCAUGAGGACCAGCGCUGCGUUUCUCAUUAGGACCAGCACCCACGCAGUGUCGUAAAAUCAUCGUUUAAUAAAAAAAUCAAUCUCCCGGUCACCUGCAGAUGGAUUAAACGACAUUUCUGUUUCCAGUGACUGUCUGA